ACUAAAAUGUCCCCGAUGGCGCUAAUGUCCCCAUUACUUUGGGGAUAUUUAUUGGACAAGAUAGAUCCUAAAACAGUUUUAUUGAUUUCAGGAAUAUUUCAAACUAUUUCAACACUUUUGUUUGGAUUUAGUACCUCUUUUUAUUGGACUUUAGUAACAAGAUUUAUGCAAGGUGCUUUUAAAGGGAUAAAUUAUGUUUGAAUACAAUGAUUGUUUAUGCAAUACUUGGUGUGGUUGGAAUUGGUUACAUGGAACUAUUUAUUAUAUUUGCUGCUACUUCUGCAGAGUUUGAGGGAUUAUCAAUGAGUAGUUCACAUAUUGGUUUGCUGCUAAUGUUUUGUGCAGUUGUUGAUAUUGUUGGAAGUGUUACCAUUUCACCAAAGAUUGUUCAAAAAGUUGGCGCUAAAAAGGCAUUUAUAUAUUGGAUCGUUGGAUGUGGUUGUAUUUACUCAUUUAUCCCUGCUUUAGUCUUGAUAACAAACAAUGGAAUGCGGUGGUUUUCUUUAGUGGCAUGCCUAGGAACUAUUAACAUUGUUAUUAAUGGUUGCUUUAUUUCUGUGAAUAUAUUUGUUUCAAACUCUGUACUACCAGAAUUUCAAGGAACUUUUACUGGACUGGCAAUGAGUGUAUCAUGUAUUGGAAGAGCUGCUGGUCCCGUUUUGUUCGGCAAUGCCUACUCUUGGUCGUUGUCAAAUCUGAAAUCAAAAAACCUGCCUUUUCCGUUCAAUCAGUAUUUUGCAUUCCUACUCUUAGCUACAGUUUGUUUAAUAAGCGCUUUAUUCACUCACUUCUUGAUUUCGCAGUCUUUAAAUAACAAGAAAGUUGCAGUUUCAAACAAAAAACUUGAGGUUCGUGGGAGUUAUUACUUGUAUGUGAAAACUUUUUUGCCAAUACAAUAAAGUCACAUUUUGUUAUUUUAAUUUUGUAAAUUUUAAUGUGAAAAAUAAAUUUUAUAAAUGUUUUA
Messenger RNA from Hydra vulgaris (swiftwater hydra), 964 nucleotides. RefSeq lists its product as uncharacterized. Lineage: Eukaryota; Metazoa; Cnidaria; Hydrozoa; Anthoathecata; Hydridae. Gene Ontology annotation, molecular function: transmembrane transporter activity. The record is from RefSeq and is a predicted model, not a curated record. Gene Ontology annotation, biological process: transmembrane transport.